CUUCCUGUUUCAGCAGCUUAUAGGAUUUUGAUCGCAUCAUGACGUCGGAAUCGCCAGCAAAAAAACAGAAAAUGGCGUCCUCACUGGAUCAGCUGAAAACGUAUACCGUGGUUGUGGCGGAUACUGGCGACUUUGAAGCCAUCAAGACAUACAAGCCUACUGAUGCCACAACUAACCCAUCUUUGAUUCUGGCGGCUACUAAGAUGCCCCAGUAUCAACAUUUACUGGAAAAUGCGGUCAAAUACGCGAGAAGUCAUUCCAGUGAUGAGGAUGAACAAGUAACCUUGGCAAUAGACAAACUGUUUGUUUUGUUUGGGAGUGAGAUUUUAAAGAUUGUUCCAGGCAGAGUCUCCACGGAGGUUGAUGCCAGACUCUCAUUCGACAAAAACGCAAUGGUGGAAAAGGCGAAGACUUUUAUUGAAAUGUACAAGGACGCUGGGAUCAGCAAAGAGCGUAUAUUGAUAAAACUUAGCACUACUUGGGAGGGAGUCCAGGCUGCAAAAGUUUUGGAAGAAGAAUACGGUAUUCACUGCAAUAUGACGCUACUUUUCUCCUUCGCUCAGGCUGUUGCUUGUGCUGAGGCUGGUGUGACGUUGAUUUCACCAUUUGUUGGUCGCAUCUAUGAUUGGUACGUUAAAAAUACCGACCAGAAAACUUUUGAGCCCCUGAAAGAUCCAGGUGUCAUAAGUGUGACAAAGAUUUACAACUAUUACAAGAAAUACGACUAUAAGACGGUUGUUAUGGGUGCUAGUUUCAGAAAUGAUGGACAGAUCACUGCCCUGGCUGGUUGUGAUUUGCUCACCAUUAGGGCUCAAGCAGCUGACAUUGAAAAAGUUCACUUGGAUGAGAAGAAAUUCCGCUGGUUACACAAUGAGGAUGCUAUGGCAGUGGAGAAACUCGCUGAAGGGAUUCGGAAAUUUGCCAUUGAUUCGGUCAAGUUGGAGGACAUGAUUAGAAAACACAUCAAAGAUUCUUCCAAUUCACAUUAACACAAUCGUUAGAUGUUAUAAACACGGUGGAUAUAUAUAUAUAUGCAAUAAUAAAUGGUGGGGGGGGGGGGGCUCAGGGGGCAACAGUUUGUAUGUAUGGCAUCAAGAAAGAAGGAUUGUUUUGACUGAGGCAGAAACAGUAAUGUUACUGUUAAUGCUAAUAUGUAGAUGGGCAACACGUUAAUACCCGGACUGUUUUUACUAUGAUAAUGUAACACGUGCUAUUUUCAGAGAAUUAGAUUCAUGAAUAAAUUGACUUUUGUAUAAUUUACCA
Messenger RNA from Saccoglossus kowalevskii, 1263 nucleotides. Its product is annotated as transaldolase-like. Gene Ontology annotation, biological process: pentose-phosphate shunt, non-oxidative branch; pentose-phosphate shunt; carbohydrate metabolic process. Gene Ontology annotation, molecular function: transaldolase activity. Gene Ontology annotation, cellular component: cytoplasm; intracellular anatomical structure. NCBI's taxonomy places the organism in Eukaryota, Metazoa, Hemichordata, Enteropneusta, Harrimaniidae. The record is from RefSeq and is a predicted model, not a curated record.